Saimiri boliviensis boliviensis (Bolivian squirrel monkey) is the source of this 516-nucleotide messenger RNA. RefSeq names its product interferon alpha-inducible protein 27, mitochondrial. NCBI's taxonomy places the organism in Eukaryota, Metazoa, Chordata, Mammalia, Primates, Cebidae. The record is from RefSeq and is a predicted model, not a curated record. Gene Ontology annotation, cellular component: mitochondrial membrane. Gene Ontology annotation, biological process: release of cytochrome c from mitochondria; intrinsic apoptotic signaling pathway.
AUGGAAUUCACCCGAGCAGUGACUGGUGUGGCCCGGGUGGCCUCUGGCUGUGCCGUAGCUUUGCCUGUGGCCAGGGUUGCUACAGUUGUGAGUGGGGGAGCCACGGCGGUGCAGGCUGUGCCUGUGGUGCUCGGUGCCAGGGGCUUCACUGGGGUGGGAAUGGCCGAGAACUCCAUAGCAGCCAACGUGAUGUCCGCAGCGGCCAUCGCCGACGGGGGCAGAGUUGCCUCGAGCAGCCUGGUGGCUACUCUGCAGUCACUGGGAGCAACUGGGCUCUCCAGGUUGACCAAGUUAGUCCUGGGCUCCACUGGGUCUGCCGUGGCGGCUGGCUUUGUGAGCUUCUUCUAGCUCCCUGCCCCUCGCCCUGCAGAGAAGAGAACCGUGCCAGGAGAGAAGGUGCCCAUCCGUCCUGACCCAGUGAGGAGCCAACUAUAGCAAAUACACCUUGGGUGAAAUACACCAAAUUCUGCACCCCCAGAGGAAAAUAAGAAAUAAAGAUGGAUUGUUGCGACUCUU